Molecule: messenger RNA, 1871 nt
Organism: Anolis carolinensis (green anole)
Lineage: Eukaryota; Metazoa; Chordata; Lepidosauria; Squamata; Anolidae
Product: arylacetamide deacetylase-like 4
Exons: 4
Coding region: 340-1572 (410 amino acids)
Cellular component (GO): membrane
Molecular function (GO): lipase activity; carboxylic ester hydrolase activity
Source: RefSeq, a predicted model, not a curated record
UGAGAAUCCGGUUUGGGCAAGAUGUCGAGAGACGUGUUGUGUGAGCGAAGGGAAGGCGAAACGCCUUUCCCUGAUCCGGCACUUGUGAAUCAGGGAAGUUAUUACCGUCGUCCACAUAAUUUAGAGUCAACAAAGGGAAAUAAAAUGUAAUUAGCAUUAUGCAUUCUUUAGGAGCGAGCGUCAUGAUUGAAAAAUCAAGUGUAGCACACAACCACGGACUCCAUCAGCUGACAUCCUAAUUAAGAGCCUUCCAAAACUUAUCCCAUACAAAGUGGAGAGGCCGGUGUGACACAGAACGUCGGACAAACGAGAGUCCUUUCGCGCCUGUUCGUCAAGAGAAUGGUGUUUCUUGCGACUCUCGGGAUGCUUGCGUUAUAUGCCGGCCUCCUCAUAACAGUCUUCGCGAUCGCCUGGGGGAUUUAUUACGAUCAGAAGAGGAUACACAUCCCGCCGGGAAUCAAACACCCUGGAAAACUACGGCUUUAUCAUUUCAUUAUCCAGUUUUUAGGGUUUCUGGCCAUCAUCAGCGAAAAGCUUGGCAUUUGCCACAAGUAUAAAGCCCUGGCCGGUUUCUAUAGAACAAUGCCUUUGAGGAAGAGCUCGUUGUUGAUUAUCAAGAGCCUGCAUUUCGAAGACAUUCCGGUGAGAGUGUAUUGGCCCAAAGUGGCUUCUUCUGGGAAGAGGAAAGGAGUGGUGGUCAUUUCUGGAGGUGCCGGCCUUUUCGGAAACAUUUAUAUGUCUGACCAGCUAUGCUGCUACAUUGCCGAGAAAACCGAUUCAGUCGUUGUCUGCAUUGGGUUUCGUUUGGCUCCAGAGCACCCGUUCCCGAUCCCGGUUAUGGAUUGCUGCACGGCUACCACGCACUUCUUGAAAAACGCUGCGGAAUACGGAGUGGACCCAAAUUGCAUCGCUGUCUACGGAGAAAGUAGCGGAGGGACAUUUGCGACGGCUGUUUGUCAACAUCUGGCAACCAAGAAGGGACUCCCAAAGCUCCGAGGGCAGGUCCUCGUGCAUCCCUUCCUCCAGGCAUUCGAUUUCAACUUGCCUUCUUAUCAGCAGAACCAUUCGGUCCCCAUUCUGUUCAAGAAAAGGGCCUUGAAGAUGGGCAUGGUGUAUCUGACCGGGAAGAGGAUCGACGUGGACGGCUUAAUGAACAACGCUCACAUUCCCAGGCAUCUGUGGGAGAAAUACAGAAAAUGGGUCAAUCCCGACUUCAUCCCAGAACAAUUCAAGGCCAGGGGCUACGUGCCCGUGGAGAAGGCUCCGUUUUCCCCAGAACUUUAUGAACUCUGCAAAACAGGCGAUAACCCAAUGUUCUCCCCGCUUUUAGCGGAAGACGACAUCAUCCGCCAGCUCCCCGAGACCUUCCUAAUAACCUGCGAAUAUGAUACCGUCCGAGACGAUGGGAUCUUGUACAAGAAACGGCUGGAGGACAAUGGCGUCCCAGUGACGUGGCAUCACAUCGAGGAUGGCUUCCACGGAAUAACGUACGGCUUUGGCAACCGGCUACUGGAAUACCCGACUAUGAAAAGCCAUUUCCAACACGUGAUUAAUUUCCUUAACAGUUUAUAAAAACACUUCAUCCAUUUCCUUCAACACUUACCCGUUCCUCUAAUAAUUCGGCUGAUGUGAACAUUGGGUUGACCGUUGAGAAACACGUUCCUCGUAGUUCCCCAGAUGUUGAGAUACACUUAGGUACAGAUAGUAUUACAUAGAAAAUUGGGUUGACCGUUGAGGAACACGUUCCUCAUCGUCCCCCAGAUGUUGAGAUACACUCAUGAAGAGCUAGUAUUACAUAGAACAUUGGGUUGAGUGUUGAGGAACACGUUCCUCAUCGUCCCCCAGAUGUUGAGAUACACUCAUGAAGAGCU